Messenger RNA from Capronia coronata CBS 617.96, 1620 nucleotides. RefSeq lists its product as uncharacterized. Gene Ontology annotation, molecular function: NAD+ binding. The transcript has a single exon. Lineage: Eukaryota; Fungi; Ascomycota; Eurotiomycetes; Chaetothyriales; Herpotrichiellaceae. The record is from RefSeq and is a predicted model, not a curated record. Bases 1 to 1620 code for a protein of 539 amino acids.
AUGGAUUCCCACCCGUCGCUGUCCCGGCCCUCGCCUUCAAAGCUACCACGGAUGAUCAACCAGCAUGGCGCAGACAGAGCAUCUUCCGCACCAGCACGUCGACUGUCAUCGCCCUUGAAGGAAGGCUUGCAAAUCCGACCUCGUUUGAACCAGUACUACACUCUGGAUCACGCCGUGGCGCUGUUCAAAUCGGCAAAGAACAUUGUCACGCUGACUGGCGCAGGCAUCUCGACUUCGCUUGGAGUUCCCGACUUCCGAUCCAAGAAUGGCGUCUACGAUCUGCUGAAAGACUCCAUUUACAACGACCCCCAAGAGCUCUUCCACAUUGACAACUUCAAAGCCGAUCCCGACGAGUUCUACAAACAAGCGGCAAAGGUCUUUCCUAGAAUGCAAGGCCUCGUCCCCGCCAAAGGACAUGUCGGCUCCACCAAGUCUGCGGACGCGCCAUUGGUUCCCUUGGUUCCCAAGUACAGUCCAACUCACGCUUUCAUCGCCAUGCUCCAGUCCAAAGGUAAAUUGUUGACUAACUACACACAAAACAUCGAUGGACUGGAGGCUGCGGCUGGCGUGACCCCCGACAAGCUGAUCCAAGUGCAUGGCACGCUGGCCACUGCGAGCUGCAUGACCUGCGGCAAGAGAACGACGGCCAGGAAAUACAUGCCUGUGGUUCGAGCAGGUGGUAUCCCUUUUUGCAAGUGCUCCUUGGUCGACGAACCUGGAGACACCAAACGCGACGAGAGCGACAAGACCACGAAGAAGAAGCGCAAGAGACACGAGUUUGAGGAUUCUUCUGACUCCGAAGGCGAAGUGGGCACCGAGAUCUUCCCCAAGGGCCUGCUGAAGCCGGACAUGACCUUCUUCGGCGAGCACAUUUCCUACUCGUACGGCCCACGACUGGAGAUGGACAAAGGAAAGGUCGACUUGCUCGUUAUUAUCGGCACGUCGCUCAAAGUCGCCCCGGUCAACGACUUGCUUCUCGCCAUUCCGCCCACUGUGCCGCAGAUCUGGAUCAGCAAGGACCGCUGUCAACGACAGGGUGUCAAGGUCGACAUUGAAUUGUUGGGCGAGUGUGAUCUCGUGCUUGAAGAGAUUGCUCGUCGGGCAGGGUGGACUGCGGCCUUGGAGCGGAAGCUGUGGGAUAACCAGAAGAGUUCAUGUGUCAAGGAGCCGCCGCAGAAAGUGAAGAAAGUGGCACCUCGUCCGGAGCAGGACAAGAUCUCUCCCGUCAAACCAGAAGAAGGUCUCCAGAUUCGUUGCAAGACUGAGGCUGUUGGCGACAAAGCUCUCGAUAGCGACAAGAUCAAAUCCGCACCUGACGGUGGUGAGAAGAGCCAACUCCCUGCAGGGUUGAACGAGAAGCCAGUCGACGACAAAGGAAAAGAUUCGAAGCUUGCUCCCAACGGCGAAGGCACAGGACCUUUGAAGCAUGACAUCAACGGUACUGGCGCAAAGAUGCAGACUGCAAACGCUACCAGCAACGGCGCAGGCUCCAAGCUCUCGAAGCCCAAGCCGAACACCAACGACGCGAACGGCAAACCAACCCCUCUCCCUCCGUCCAAAGUCACAGUCGAGCUCGAAGAAGGAACCCGUUCGAGAUGGUACAUCCGCCGUGCAAAAUGA